Molecule: messenger RNA, 895 nt
Organism: Ornithorhynchus anatinus (platypus)
Lineage: Eukaryota; Metazoa; Chordata; Mammalia; Monotremata; Ornithorhynchidae
Gene: MRPS10
Product: mitochondrial ribosomal protein S10
Exons: 7
Coding region: 52-651 (199 amino acids)
Biological process (GO): translation
Cellular component (GO): mitochondrion; mitochondrial small ribosomal subunit; ribosome
Molecular function (GO): structural constituent of ribosome
Source: RefSeq, a predicted model, not a curated record
UCUGGGCGGUGGUGGCGCCGGAAGUGGCGGCGUUGGGGCCGAGUGUGGGAAAUGGCGGCCCGCGGAGCUCUCAGCGGCCUGUGGCGGCGGCGCUGCCAGGUACUGAACAAUUCGAGUGUCAUUACUGUGAAGACAGAUAAUUUUCUUCUAAGAAAGAAUUUGAAAUGGUUGCAGUUUUCAAGCGUGCAUAUUGAUGUCGCCAAGGAUGCGGAUAAAGCUGUGAUUUCCAUUUCCGACGAACCGGACACACUGUACAAGAACCUGUCUGUUUUAGUGAAAGGCCACGAUAAGACUGUAUUGGACAGUUAUGAGUAUUUUGCUGUACUUGCUGCAAAUGAACUUGGACUCUCCAUCAGAAGAGUCUACGAGCCUCCAAGGAAAAUAGAACGGCUAACCCUUCUAAAAUCAGUACAUAUCUUCAAGAAGCACAGAGUGCAGUACGAAAUGAGAACGCUGUAUCGAUGCCUGGAGUUGCAGCAUCUAACUGGCAGCACAGCUAAUGUCUAUUUGGAAUACAUCCAGCGAAAUCUACCCGAAGGGGUUGCCAUGGAAGUAACAAAGACCAGGUUAGAAAAACUACCAGAACAUAUCAAGACUCCCAUUUGGGACACGGAGCCACAGGAAGAAGAAAAGGCGAAACCUGAAGUUUGAAAACGUUCCUGCAGCUGUGCCUGGGUGGAGGCCAGUCAGCAGCACAUUCCAAGACAGGACCUUGCACCAAGAAGGCGAGAGUACAUAGGUGGAAAAAAUACAAACUGAAAGAAAGAGAUCACCUCACUUACACACUUUACUAUUUCGUAGCCCACAGUUAAAAAACUUCAGCUGUUGGGAAUGAACAGUUGACUUUAUACUUUGCCGUGGUGUUAAAUAAAUUGUUACUGUACAUACAAAAGGA